Molecule: messenger RNA, 16124 nt
Organism: Anneissia japonica
Lineage: Eukaryota; Metazoa; Echinodermata; Crinoidea; Comatulida; Comatulidae
Product: dynein heavy chain 5, axonemal-like
Biological process (GO): microtubule-based movement
Cellular component (GO): dynein complex
Molecular function (GO): ATP hydrolysis activity; dynein light intermediate chain binding; dynein intermediate chain binding
Source: RefSeq, a predicted model, not a curated record
CACACCAAAAUGGCGGCGCCCUAGACGUAAACAAAAUACUACUGUAAUCUAGGCCAAACUCUUAGGCCUAUACCUUUUUUUCACCAUGUAAUAUACUUUACUAUAUAAUAAAUCCUUUGUUGAUUGUAUUUAAUGUCCAGGAAGACUGCAGUAAAGUGCAAGCAUUCAUUAGGUCAGAAUUUUUUCUAGGCCUAGGCCGAGACACGUCUUGGCUGGACAUUCAUUCGACGAACAAAAGAAGUUACAUAUUCUGCAUCAUGGAUGAACGUCAUUGGUGGAUAGCAACUAAAAUACAAGAAUCCUUUCACAUCGGGGGAUUCAGUGACAAUCCCACACUCCUUGAGGAUUUUCUAUGUGAAUCAGAAACUCUUGAUUUAAUCAACAAAUUCCUUGGAGAGGGGGGACCAAAUAAGUUAUUCUUCUACUCAGAUCGACCACAAACUAGUGCACUGACUCCAAGUGGUCUACAGAGCACAAGACAAUUGCAUGUUAUAACUUCUCUUGCAAAAUUGAAAGAUGUGGAUGUGGAGCAGACAACUGUUUUGUAUAUGCUUCGGCAUACCACCGAACAUGAGGUCGAUCAAGUACACAUGGAAAAGGACAUAUUCUGUGGGGAAUUGCGACACAGCGUGUUGGAAAAUUUGAAUACACUUCUGUCAGAUAUCUACUUGCCUUUGUUACAAGCUCAAACUGACUGGGGACAUUGUACUCCAGAUCAAGUCAGUCAGUGUCUGAACAGUCUGGAUAAGCAUGCUGCUGCUCUUGCCGAGACAGUUAAGGUCCCAAAUACUGCAGCUCGUCAGCAGGUGUUACGAAGGCCAGAGAUCCUUGUGAGUAAUGAAUUUAGUAAACAUCGUUCCACAUCCUACGAUGGUAACAUCAUCUCAGAAUACGAAGCCUUAGUUACCGAGUGGAUUUCAACCAUUGAUAAUGCUUUGACCGAUGGUGGAGAUGAAAGAUUCAUGGAUCCUAAUUCUGGACCGUUGACGGAACUUGAACGAUGGAAACGACGCCAGAGAAUGCUAUCCAGUAUAAUGGAGCAAUUGAAGGGCAAAGAGUGCAAGACUGUGAUUGGUGUACUGAUCAGCUCCAAGUCAAAGGUCAUCAAGAAGUGGAAGCUGAUAGAUGCAAGUAUUACAGAUGCCGCUAAUGAGACAAAGGACAAAGUGAAGUACCUGGAGGCCCUUCGACGUCACUUUGAACAGCUGUACAACGGUGCUACUCCAGCUAGCAUAGUGAAUACUGCAUUGCCAGGCCUUGUAAACAGCGUCAAGCAGAUGGAUUCUAUAUCACGAUUCUAUGCUAGAGGGGGCUAUUUAGGCCUGCUCUUCACCAAGAUUACAAAUCAGCUGGUGAAUGCUUGCAAAGACUACCUCCGCAAUGCAACCAUCAGCACUGAACAAGAGGAUCAGCUCUGGCCUAAGAUGUAUGGAGAGAUUGACACCAAGGUUGCUUCUGGGGACUUGAUCAGCAAGCCUAAGACCACUAGCAAGAGGAAGGGUAAAGAGAAGGAUGCUGAUGCGGACACGUUAUUUGGAAGAAUGAAAUCUUGUCUUAAUCUUUAUAAUUCUUACAAAGAGAUGGUGCGUUGUCUGCGAGACAGUCUAGGGGGUGCUCAUGCCCUCACACAUUUCCCAUCAAUCAGCUCAAUAGGGGCUCCAACAUCAAAGUCAAGUAGAGGUUUUGUUAGAGGAUAUGCUUCUAAGCCAUCUAAAACGCCAUCAGUUGCAGGUGAUUUUACUGAUGGUCAUGGAAUCCCUUUCACUGAUGAGGAGUCCAUAUUUGGUCAUAUGGAUUCCUUUUGUGGGCGUGUUCGUCAAGUGAUUGAUUCUGUCUACACUUUGAUUCAGUACAGUAAGCUGAUCAUAACUAUAGAGGGCUUACCACGUCCUCUCAAGGAUGAUCUUCAGCUGGAGGACUUUGACGAUGUUGACACUACUGCUACUGUGUCAAAUGUCCCAGAAUCGAUUGUUACAUCUUAUGACUCACCAGCCAUAUCCAUAAGUCCUCUUCGAGGUCCACACACCCAUAAAAUACUGCCUGUGGUAGAGGAGGAGGAAGGAAGUAACGAAGAUGAGGAUGAAAAUGAGGACACCACAGGUGACAAUGAGAUGGGAACCAAUGAGAUGGUAUCCAAUGCUGAUGAAGUUCAUGAAUUAGCUGUCACUUCAACAAAAUCUGGUCUCACUCUUCAAGAUGUAAUGAUUUUAAGAAAGCUUUUUAAUGCUGAUGACCCAGAAGAUGAAGGUCCCAGUAUUUCAUCCAUUGUCCGUGACCAUGUAAUCAGUAUGAAAGCACUACUCUCCAGUAACAUCACAACAGAGAUCAUGCUGGACGUGGAAGGCAAAGAGAAAGAGAAAUAUGGCGAAGUACACAUGGAAUUUCAAGGAACUGUCCAACAAAUAGAAGCCUACAUGUGUGCUUAUCUUCAUGCAGUCUUCCUGCGGAAAAUGAAAACACAUCAGUCAUUGGACAUUCUCACAAGGUUUUUACCUGUAAUGCAUCGUCAAGGUGUAAAACAUGCCAUCACUGAGAAAUACAUGGAUAUGUUCACAGCAUUUGAAACUGACCUGGAAGAAGUCAAGGAUAUUUAUGAGAAAUAUAAGGAUGAACCAAUCAAGAUGAGGAAUGCUCCGCCUGUUGCAGGAGCUAUCCAAUGGUCUCGUCAACUUCUACAACGUAUUGAGGAACCAAUGAAAGUGUUCCGCGAUAACAAAGCCAUCAUGCACAUGAGAGAAUUCUCGCGCAUCGUUAAGUUCUACAAUCGCAUUGCAACUGCCCUUGUUACUUUUGAAAGUCUGUGGUUCAACCAUUGGAAGACACUGAUUGAGCCAGCCAAGGCAGGUCUGAAGGCAACGCUUCUAGUGGUACAUCCAGAAACCAGAUGCAUUGUGGUUAAUGCUGAUGAAAGAGUUCUUCAAAUGAUGCAAGAGUGUCGCUGGAUGAGUAGACUUGGUAUCAGUGUACCUGAAGCAGCGUUGCUUGUUGCUAAGCAGGAGCAUCGUUUCAAGAGCUACCAGAACCACCUUGUUCAAUGUCUGAAUGAACUUAAUGAGGUGUCGGCAAUGAUCCCACAGCCACUGGAACACCUCUUCAUUACCCACACCAGUAACGUUAUCCAGGCCUUGCAACCAGGUCUCACCACCCUUGCUUGGAACUCUAUGAAUAUUGAUGCCUUUCUCCAUCAAGUUCGAACAGCCAUUAUGAAGUUGAAAGUAACAGUUGAUGCUAUAAACAACAUAACCAAGAAUACCAUUGAGGCGAAACUGAAGGCCAUAAGCCAACUGUUCUUAUUUGAUAUUGAGACAGCAUUUGGCCGUUCAUGGCCCCCAGGAACCUUUACUGAGAAUAUGCUUGCAUCAGUGAACCAGAGGAAGAAGCAGUUACAGGAAUAUGUGUCUGAUAUUGAAAUUGCAGUUUAUGAGAUCAUUCAUGUACUGAUUGGUGAGCGUGCCGCUUCAGCCCAUUCUAAUACAAGCAUGACCCCUAGUUUAAAACACCUCUCAACCAGAAGGGGAAAGAUGACAACACAGAUGAAUGAGACCACAUCACCAGAUGAUAUUGAUUAUGAUGUACCAAUUGGUGACAUGUUAGCAUUAUACUCAGAUCAUGUCUAUGAGGCUGUGUUGUCUUCAAUCUGUCGCAGUCUCAUCACGCUUGCUGAAGCAUCCGGCUGCGAAGGAGUCAUGGAGCAUGUAAUGAGCGAAUUAACUUCCACGGAACAGAACACACCUUACCUUGAGACCAUCACAGAAAACAGUAGCCACGCCUUCAGCCCCAGUCCUGUCCUCGGUAACAGGCUGCGCAGUCGCGUUGGCACAGGGACGAGUAGGCUUAGUGAUAUGAGUUUGAGUGAUGAGUGUAGCCGUCCAACCACAUCUUUGUCAUACUUGUCGGAUUUGUCAUGGACAGCAGAGAAGACGCUGGAAAGAACUUAUCUCCAGUUUGAAGUAGAAGUGAAGUUUGCGAUCCCUAACAUCGUCAUUGAGCCAGGCCUCGACUCCGUGUGUACUGCAUUAACGGAGGUUGGCAAGGCUGUCUUGAAGUGUUCAGAAGGCUUCUCAUGGUGGGCUGGCGAAAAUGCAUCUAAUAUGUUUGAAGAGGUCAUAGGUCAAGAGCCAGUCGUUAUCACUGUCAUGCAUCGUCUUGAUAAUGUAGUACACGAUCUACAGAAAAUUGUAGACAACCAUGUGCUGCACUUCCGUUUCUAUGACUUCUUGUGGCAAGACAAUAUGCACGGCACUUACUUUGACUUCAUCAGUAACGACCCUGGAAUGCAUGCUAUACAACGAGAGGUCGAACGGCUUCUACACAUAGAGGAAAAGAUCCAAGCCAUACCAAAGGUGCUGCCAGUUGGGUCCAUCUGUCUACAAACCAGCCCCAUUAAGGAUGCCUUGUACGGCUUUGCUGUUCAGUGGAAGAGUCAGUAUGCCCAGAGCUUGCAUGAAGAGGCUAAGCGGCGACUUGACCAGGCUUUAAUGUAUCGGACAAAUGUUGUCAGUAAGCUCUCAUCGGAAGUUAAGACACUUGAUCAGUUAAAUGGAGCCCUUAACUUACUGGAAGAGGUGCGAGAUAUGGAGAACAAGAUAGACGGCAUAUACCUUCCUAUUGAGACCAUGUAUACAGAUUUAAGGAGCUAUAAUUUGCGUCUUCCACGAAGCGAGGUCGAAGAAGUCAGUGCCCUUCGUGACAAGUGGCAAGAUGUGAUAGAUCUCGCCGAAAACUGUCGCAUCAAAUUACUAAAGGAAAGACGAGGAGCAUUUGAGCAGGAACUUGACAAACAAGUUAAGUUGUUUGUUGUUGAGGUGAUUCAGUUUCGUAACAGCUUUGAUUCCCAAGGCCCAGCGGUACCAGGUGUCCAGCCAGCUGAAGCUGUCUCUAGGCUGCAUGAGUUCUUGGAGAUCUACAAGCUGUAUGACUCUAAAAGAAAAACACUAGACUCUGUAUCCAGACUCUUUGGUAUCAAUUGUAAGCCAUUUCCUGAGCUGGAUAAAACAGGAGAAGAGCUGGAUCUGCUUGGUUUGCUGUAUGGAUUAUUCCAGAAGUUCAUUGCAUUUGAUGCCCAAUUUAGAGAUCGUUUAUGGGCAGAAGCUGAGCUUCAGAAUGCUACUCUGACAGUUGAGGGUUAUUGGGAGGAGUGUCAAAAUUUACCUGAGAAAUUGAAAGAUUGGGAUGCUUACAAUGAGAUGAAAAAUUCCAUACAAUUCUACCUGGAUGUGUUCCCUAUACUACACAAGCUAGCAUCAAAGGAAAUAAGGAAUCGCCAUUGGUUGCAAGUGAUGUCAGUGACAGGAAGCUCAUUCCAGCUGGAAGCUAAUGUCUUCAAACUCAGCCACAUCCUAGAUAUUGGCUUAAUGCAAAACCAGAAAGAAAUUGAAGAGAUUUGCCAUUGUGCCAGCAAGGAACUUGAGCUGGAAGUCAAGUUACGCAUCACGGAGGAAGAAUGGACGGAGCAGGUGCUCAUGUUCCAAAACUACAAGAAACGAGGACCGAUCUACCUGGAGAAGGAUAACUCGGAACACCUACUUGAGCAGUUGGAAGACGCUCAGGCAUUGCUAGCUAAUAUGCUCACAUCAAGACACGUUGGACCUCUUAGAGAAGAGGCUGCAAGCUGGGCAGAGAAACUCAAAGGUGUUGCUGAGGUUCUUGAGCAGUGGUUAGAGGUACAAGAUCUCUGGUUGUAUUUAGAAGCUGUGUUUAGUGUCCCGAUGACGGCCAAAGAGCUCCCUCAGGAGGCAAAGAGAUUUAACCGAAUUGAUAAAAGUUGGACAAAGAUAAUGAAGCGAGCAUAUGAUACUAGAAAUGUUCUACAGUGCACAUAUGGUGGUGAUGUACCUAAAGGUGUUGUCCUACGUCAUAUUUACGAGGAGCUUGAGAUCUGCUUCAAGUCACUUGUUGGUUACCUUGACAACAAGAGGAAAGCCUUUCCUCGGUUCUACUUCAUGUCAGACCCUGUCUUGUUGGCAAUUUUAAGUAGACCUAAUGAUCUAGAAUCAGUCAGGCCACACCACAGGUGCAUUUUCAAUAAUGUGUACGAUAUACGACUAGAGCGAAUUUCAGUGCCAAACUACUCCAGUACAGUGGCCUCCCCUCUCCGCACCCCUCACGGUAACUACCACUCACAUGAACAUUCCCCUACUCACAACGAUCGUGGACAUCCAAAUAUUUUGAAUGGCCUAGACCGGUAUAUCACUCCAUCUGUGGCUGCUGGUAGGAUAAGCCAAGAUUCAGAGGGAGGAGUGUCAGAGUCCAAUACACCACAGUUCCAAGCUGUUGCUGUUGUGUCCAAGGAGGGAGAGGUGCUACCAUUACAAAAUGAAGUUACCCUUACGGAGGGGGUGGAGGUUUGGUUGAAGGAACUGAAGGACUGUAUUGGAGACACCAUCUACUCAUUGGUGUGCAAUGUAAUAGAAGACGUGGAGGCUGGGAUUGCUGUUGAGGACCUAGCUCUCAAGUAUCCCGGUCAAGUAGCCCGUCUUGGUAUGCUCAUGUACUGGACAAAGGAAUGCGAGAUUGGCAUAGCAGAGAUUCGCAAUGAUCGCAAAGCCAUCCCCAAUGCUUGCAAGAAGUUUAUUACCAACACAUCAAGACUUUCAGCUGUAUUAUCACGCGGAAUGUGGAAGAAUACUGAUGAACAAAUGACCUUUGUUCAUCGACAGCGAUUGGAGAGUUUAAUUGCUCAAUCGCAUUACCUACGAGAUACACUAGAACACAUGGCCAAUAGAAAAUUGAGGGAAUUAGGAGACUUUGAAUGGCGAAGGUGUAUCAGAUUCUACCAUGCAUUCACAGAAGGAAAGGUUGUGCCAUAUAUCUCCAUCCUAGAGAAAAAAUACACAUAUGGUAGUGAGUUCUAUGGAGCCCGGUCCUCGCUUGUUUUAACCCCGACCACUGAGAGGUGUUUCAUCACAAUGUCAAUGUGCAUGAAAAAUCAGAAAGGCUGUAUGUUGGUGGGAGGUACUGGCAUCGGCAAGACUGAAACUACCAAAGGCUUAGCAUCCACACUCGGUCGCUUCCUAGCCAUGUUCGCCUGCUCUCCUCACAGUGAUCCACAGAGCUUAGGAAAGAUAAUGCAAGGCCUAGCUUUGGAUGGUAGUUGGGCAUGUCUUGAUGAGUUUCAGCUUCUUCAGCCACAUGCUGUUGCCAUGGUGAUGGACCACUGCCAAGGUAUCAUAUUUGCAUUAAGGUCUGGUGUGAACAAAUGUAUUGUUUCCAAUGGAGAAGAGAUUGUUGUCAACAGAGACACUGCUUUGUUUAUGACUGUCAACAACACCCAUGCACACAGCAACCCAAUUGGCAGUGAUGUGAAGACCUUGUUUCGUAGCAUCUCACUUACUGUGCCAGACCUAGCCAUGAUACUCAAGGCUAAGUGUGCUGGCUAUGGCUUUAAAGCACCUAAGAUUCUAGCUGAUAGGCUAAAGAUUGUUAUACAGCAGUGCAAGGAACAACUCCCACCUGAGGAGCAACACUAUGUAAAUUUGAGUUCUACAGGUGCAUCUUUAUUACAUGCCGUGAAAACUUGGCAUAUGAUAGAAGGGUCCAAAGAGUACCAGCAGUUGUUUGCGUUGGGCUCCAUAUCUUCUGUGGUCCAGUUUGCAUCUGCAGGACGGAAGCUGACUAAAGAGGAACGUGCUGAACUGUCGAGGGCAAGUAGCCAGAUAUCACUGGCCCAGACGCAGAGUCUAAUGCCACCACUUGGGGAUAAGCAAGCGUCGAACGUUACAAUCAAGAGCCAGAAAGACAGCUUAACUAUGAGUCUAGGCCCACGUAAGCAGGGCAUGCCGAACCCAAUGACAGCAGCCGCACGUACAGAGCAUGCCGUAGUGGCGCAGGCAUUGCAACACAUCAUAGCUCCCAGGCUCAAGGCUGAUGCCUGUUAUAUAUUCAACAACGUGAUCAAGGAUGUUUUUAGUGGUACUGGUGAAGCUCCGUUGCCACAGUCAAGCCGUGCGCAUCGGUCACGCCUCAGUGCAGAGCAUGCAAUCAUAGCAAAAGCUCAAGAGAACGGACUGGUGGCUCAUGCGUCGUGGAUCAACAAGAUUAUGCAGCUGUACUCAGUCUCACAAGUCAAUCAUGCUAUCAUUGUGGCAGGUGAACCAGGGACAGGUAAAUCUACCUGUAUCCAGACAUUAAUUGAUGGCCUCUCUGCCAUUUCAUCCAACAACCAAUCACGGCAGUCGAGGAGCAGCUCAUCCACGAUCUCUUCAGUCAGUCACAAACUGCAACGCAUCAACCCACUUGUUGUUGAUGAUCUGGCUCUGAUGUUUGGCUACCUGAAUCAAAAUCGUGACUGGAUCGAUGGUAUAUUUACCAGUGCUUGGCGAAAAGCAAACAGAAAUGUUAGCACAACGUGGCUAUGUUUAGAUGGGCCUUUGACUCCAAGCUGGGCCGAUAAUUUCAACAGCGUUUUAGAUGGUGAUAAAGUUUUGCAUCUUAGAAACGGUGACAAACUCUUCCUUGCAGACAACAUCAAACUGCUUUUUGAAACCACAGACCUCAACACUGUUUCUCCAGCAACUGUUGCAAGAUCUGGCAUAGUGUACUUUGACAAGGAUAUCCUAGGCUGGCGUCCAAUUGCUCAGGCAUGGAUGGAAGGACGAAACCAACAGGAGAUUCAUUGCCUACAGAAAGCCUUCAACAAGACCAUGGAUGCUGUUGUUAACUUUGUCAUCUAUGAAACUAAGCCCAGGAUGUAUGUGUGUGAGGUUGGAAUGUUCCAGAUGUGUCUGGGGUUACUAACUGCCAUGCUGAAUGAGAUCAACGUGUCCAUUGGUGGAGAACUGCACAUUGAGAGGCUGUUCCUCUUCUGCCUUAUAUGGUCAUUUGGUAGUCUCCUAGAAGGCAAUGACCGCAAGAACUUCAGUGAUUUGUUGAGGACUUUGACAUCAGCUCUGCCAGAUUAUGAUCAUGAGAUCUCAGUGUUUGAUUACUAUGUGGAUGAGGCUGGAGAAUGGGACCCCUGGAUAUCCAGAGUACCUGAGGUGGCUUACACCGACAAUCAAGAUUUACUCGGUGAAUUUGUCAUAGACACAGUUGAUACAAUCCAAGCUCGUGUGAUCCUGGAAUUUGCCAAUCUGUCUAAUCUGCACAUGAUCCUUGUUGGUCCUCCAGGAUCGGGAAAGACUUCCAUGAUCAACGACUUCAUUGACUCCCUUGACCCUCCACAGCAAGUCAGUAAGCAUUUAGUGUUUUCUGGAGCCUCUAGUGCCAGUCAACUUCAACAGUUUGUAGAAAACAACAUCAGACAUAGACAAGGAUUUGUCUAUGGAGCCAAGGACAACAAACGACUGCAGAUCUUCAUAGAUGACAUCAGCCUGCCGACACCUGAUGAGUUUGGCGUACAACGAUGCAAUGAGUUGUUACGGCAACUGAUGGAUGACAAGAUUCUGGUGACGCUUCAUAAACCAUUUGAAUGGCGUACCAUCGAGGGACUGCAUGUCCUUGCCUCAAUGACAACCAAUGAGUUCCCUAGUGUCAACAACAGGUUGAUUUCAUCAAGACUUCUGCGUCAUUUUGCUAUCUUCUACUUGCCUGAGCCUAAGGACUCCUCUCUGCAUACCAUUGUCGAUGCUGUCCUUGAUGGUAACAUGACCAAGAACAACCAGCAGUCUCUGGCACAAGAGCUCCAUGACUGCAUCGUUGAUGCUUCUUGCCAACUGCUGACUAGUGUCCAGAAUGUUCUCAGACCGUCACCAAUGCCAGGGCGGCAUCACUAUAUAUUCACUCUACGAGACAUCACUAAGGCAUUCCAGGGACUAAUGAGACUCUCGGAGGAGUCUCGAGAGGAAGCCAGUAUGGUAAUAUCCCUGUGGAAGUAUGAAGUUACCAGGAUUAUUGCAGAUCGGAUAUGCCGCACUGCUGACUUCCAGUGGUUGGAAAAAAACAUGGAAAACAUUAUUAAAGAGCAUUUUCCAAUGACACAAGAAGAAGGGUUUGAGCUCUAUGACCAUUUUGUGACAUUUCCCAUUGAGUCCAGGACAUACCAACGACCUGUGACCUCCAUGUCACAGAAAACUGUUAGGGUGCUUCUUCAACCUGUGACAAACUUGGUUGAGGUGCAUCGUUGUCUCUUGUCGCAUCUGACACGGUACAAUGAGGAAUUCGGUAACAUUCAGCUCAACAUAAUGUUAUCGGAUCAUGUGAUACAUCAUGUGAUCAGAAUGCAUCGUAUUCUUAGUUUCCACCAUGGUGGAAGCAUGUUGCUUGUUGGUGCUAUUGGGAGUCACCUGACCAGCCUCGUAAACAUGGCGCUACAUGUGGCCGACAUGCCCAUACACCCCAUCGACACCUCCAAGAACAAUAGUUUCUUUGAUGGUCUACGAUCAGCUGUUAGACUCUCUGGUACAGAGGGCAAGAUGCUCACCCUACGGUUUACUGGUCAAGACCUUAGAGAAAAUGUCUACCUUGAUGCUAUCAACAGUCUUCUGGUAUGUGGAGAGUACCCACCACUCUUCUCCAAUGAUGAACUGGAUGGUCUUCUUCUGGCUUUAGGUCCUGCGAUGAAGCGCAACUUUCCACGUAUGGUCAUCGACCCCAUGAAGUUCUUUGUGUCAAGGGUCAAAUGUAAUUUGCAUAUUAUUCUAUGCCUGCCACCAACACACAAGCUUCUGAGAAUAGCAUCAAGUCAAUAUCCUGGUUUAUUAAAGGGUAUGCAGGUGAAUUGGAUGUGUGACUGGCUCUCUGAUGCACUGACGGGUGAAGCAAGUUAUUAUGUCCAAAAGCAUUCACUCUGCAAAGAUAGCUCCCCAGAUAUGAGGACAGUUAUUGUGUCAUGCAUGGCAAAGAUCCAUAGUCAUGUAUUGCAUGACUGCAACCAGAUUCCAUGGGCAGGUGAGACCAAUGACAAGAUAACCCUGACACAAGUAAAGAUCCAAGGAAAGAAAGAAACCAUCAAAGUCACAAAUCUUGAGGUUGAUAAUCUGCCAUACACCAAGAGCAUUAUGAGACAGAAGAUAGAGCUAAGGCAUAGAAAGCUGGAUGAGCCUGGUAAACAUGAGUUGUUUGUUGGUCCACGUACAUUUCGUCGUUUCAUGGACUGUUUCAAAUACCUGUACACAACCAAAAGCAAAGAAAAUACAACUAAAGUCAACCAACUUAAGAAAGCUCUUGCCUGCCUUUCCAAGACCAGGGAAGAUGCUCGUGCUAAGAAAGCUGAGAUAGUCAGACUUCAGAAAUUAUUUGAAGAGGCUAGUGAGAAGACUGCAACCCUACUUAAGCAGCUUAGCAGCAAAGCCACUGUCCUCGAGAAAACCAAAGCCUUGUACCAGCAGUCCCAUGGAAGUCUGAAUGCAUUCCUGCAGAUGGCAGAUGUGGAGAGUGAUGAGGAAGAACAGGAUGAUCUCUUAAUGGCUGAUGAUAAAGAUGAAUACGACAAAGAAUUUGAUCGUCUGCGAGAGCAGAAUCUGAAAUGUCGUCAAGUUGCAAUUGAAGAAGAACUAAUCCAAGCGGCCAAAAGGGUAGAAGAAUGUCGAACAAGUUUACAAAAGGCUUGUGAGCAGGUUAUUCAUUGGAAAGAUAAAGUGGAUAGAGCUUGUAUUGAAAGACUUCGAUCCUUCCAAAAUCCAACUCCAAUUGUCCUUCAAGUUCUGGAGAUGAUCAUGGCACUGCUCGGAAAAUCAAAGCCAGUACAACCAGAAAGAUCAGAAAAAUUGAAUUUUUCAAGUGAGGAUGCAUCGAUUAUAUCUGGAAGAACAAGCUCAACUGGGACUAAAAGCCCUACCAAAAACUGGAAAGGGUCAAAAUCAAAAGACAACGCUUCAGAGAAACAUAAGUGGAAGCAGCUACAGGUGAUAAUGAAUGAUUCCAACAAGUUUGUUGAGUUGCUUCACAAUAUUAGCUGGGAGAAUGGCCUGGAUAAGAACAUCCUCAUGAAUGUUGAGUACUUCCUACCAAAGACCAAAGAAGGGGAAGGUGUUACUGGUGAAGGCUCCUUACUUGAUGUACCAGGAGGGCCUAAGCUACCACCAUCAUCACGUAAAUCACCAUCUGCAGUUGAAGGCAUCACAAUUGCUGCCACCCGCUACAGCUCAGAGGAUGCUGGAACGCUAGUGGCCUACACUUGUGGUAUAGUGGAGUAUUCCCACUUGUGUGGACCUCUGCAACAGGCUCUGGACAGACUGCAGGAACUUCAGAAAGAGAAAAUUGAAAAUGAAAAACUCCAAAUUGAGAAGGAAGAAAGAGAAGCAAGAGAGGCAGAGGAACAGACAAGUGCAGCAUCAGUAGAACCAGAGAAAGAAUACACAGAAGCAGAUAUUCCCAGCAUCCAAGAUGAACUGGAUGUGCUGCAAAAGGAAUUUGAUGAUGCCGUCAGAGAGAAGCAUUCAUUGGAAAUUGAACUGGUUGCCAGUAAUGAGAGGUUGAGGGCAGCAGUUGAUAUGAUUCACAGCUUGAGAGAAGCAGAAAAGGGUUGGAAGGAUUACGUUGAUGAGAACUCAGUGAAUCAGUUGUUGCUAAGCACUUGUCUGUCGGCAUCUGCGUUUCUAACAUACUGUGGCGGGAUGCAAAUUGACUUGCGUAAACGAUUAGCAUCGUUCUUUAUGGAUGUUUGCACCAGACACAAUCUACCUGUACCAAGGAGGAAGCUGUUCAAACAUGUUCAAAUUAUUGAAUUCCUGUUUUCAAAGGUGAAAAUUGAAUCGUUCCGACUACUCAACCUGCCAAUGACUCCGGUAUCAUGUGACAAUGCUUGCUUCAUCAUGCAAGAAUUAAGUUCAACUGCCUGGCCAUUGCUAUGCGACCCAACGAGCCGAGUGUUGGAAUGGCUUAAGGCCUUUAAAGCCGAUAAACUCACAAAGGUUAAAUAUCAUGAAUUGAGGUCGCAAUUGGAGACAUGUCUGACAGAGGGGUCAUCUCUGGUGAUCACAGACUGUGAUGUAGUAGCUCUGACGGAUGACUAUCGCUUCUAUCAAGUCUUGCGCAAGAGAAUGGUGUUCAUGACAAGCAAACUGCCAUUUAAAAUGAUGGUGGCAGACCAUGAGGUGGAAUGUAAUCCUAGUUUCCGUUUGUACCUUCACACAACCAACCAGCCCCACACCAUUCCGCACAGCCUUGCAGCCUAUACCAGUGUGCAGUAUUUCUACCAGACUGCGGAGGACUGUGAGGAAGAGUUGCUGGAUAGGUUCAUGCAGCUGGAGAAAGCUAGACUUGAGGAAGACAGAAUAACUUAUGCAAAGGAAAAGAUUGCAAAUAUGCAGCAGCUUGAAGACUUAGAGAAGCAGAUGCUGGAGUGUUUGGCAGGUGACAAGCGAUUGUUGAAUGAUUUACAAACUACAAAGAAACUUGCUGAGAUGAAAAAACAUUAUAAUGAGACUUUAGAAAGUCAAGAAAGAGUGUUAACAUCUGAACGAGCGAUUCGCAAUGCAAAGGAGAGCUACCGAUCCAUAGCAAAGAGAGGUGCUGUGUGCUUCAAUGUUGCUAGAGGGCUUACAGAAAUUAACCCAAUAUACCAAUCAUCCUGGCAACAAUUUCUGGAGGUUUAUGACGCUUCAAUUAAGCACUCAGAAAGAACUGCUGUGAAAGCUGUUGUAGAAAGGCUGACAUUCUCUGCAUGUAUGACCGUGUCUAGGUCACUAUUGGAAAGGGAUCGUAUCAUACACUCAGUACUCUUGUCCAUGGAGGUGGAGGAUUCCGUUGGUAAUAUUGGACCAGGUGAGCGUGAGUUCAUUGUCUCUCCUCAGCUUGGGGCCGCUGUGAUGUCAUCAAUUGGAAAAGUAGCUCCUCCUGACCAUAAGGUUACCCAAGCCAAGAAGCCAUUCGACUGGAUGUCUGAUGAUCAGUUCCAAAACCUGCAGCUGAUGGCCAUGCAUUUUGACUGGUUCCAAGAGAUGUUUGACCGCAUGUCCAAAGAUGGCCGUGAAACACAGUGGCGUACACUCGGUGAGCAUGAAACACCAGAGAACUAUCCUCUGCCUGAGAGGAUGGACGACGUCUACAAUCCCAUGCAGAGGUUUAUGAUACUACGUGCCUUUAGACCUGACCGCAUCAUGCAAGCAUCAACUGUCUUUGUUAGUUCUGUUCUUGGAAAGAAAUACGUGACUGAGUCAUUGUUAGAUUUAGCAAGCGUUCUGCGGCAAAGCUCGCCCACAACACCUAUACUGCUAAUGUACACGUGCGAGGCCCAGCUAGCUACUAAACUCUUCACUGAAUUUGCCAACAAGAAACAAAUGAAGACCACAGCCAUUUUCCUGACUGGUGCAUCACAAAAUGAGGACAGACAAGUUAGAAAGGUGGUGAUCACUGCCAUGCAAGAGGGAAGUUGGGUGCUUCUCCAGAAUGGUCAGAAUGCUUCCAACCUUCUCAAAGGCUUGGAGAGUAUUUUGAAAGAACAUGACAACUCACAGGGCGAGGGCUCUUUCCGCCUGUGGAUCUCUGCCGAAAUGAAAGAGACAAUACCUGUACGAUUGCUGCAGUAUUCCUUCAGAGUUGUAGUAGAUUCCCCUCAGGUAAUGCGAGAAAACCUAAUACGAGGCAUUUCAUUGGUUGAUACGGAUAUGCUGAAGACAAGUUCACGAUCUGAAUGGCCACCGUUGCUGCACAAUCUGAUAAUGCUUCACGGCACCUUGCGGUUGAGGGCACGCUUUGGCAGAUCAGGAUGGAACCUACCGCAAGUCAUGAACUUCAAGUUUAAAGAAAUUGCUGAAGGAUUAUCAAUUGCUAAAGAAGUUUUCAAAGACGUGCCACAUCCAGAUGGAGAUGGGUUGAAGGGCGUGUCGUGGAUUGGUUUGCGGUAUAUGUUGACAGAGAUUGUCUAUGGAAGCAGCAUCCAGGAUGAAUUUGAUCAGACCAACCUGGCAGCAAUGGUUGACUACUGGAUCGGACCCAAUGCAGUUAAGAGGGAGUUUGAGGCUACGAAGCUGAAAUACAAAUUGCCUUCAGCAUUCUUCAAUAAUGUUGUGAGGCCACAUGCCCUGAUCCAGGCCUGUGAGGCUAUACCUAACCACAUGUUAGAUGUUCCAGAAGCCACCGGAGUACACUCAUCUACUGAAGAUGAUGGCCGUUUGAUGACUUAUCAUGGAGAUGAUCAGUAUGUCUUCACCCGACUCAACAUGAUCCUGGAUAACGUGCCGUCAACAAAAACACUUGCGCACAUAUUUGAGCGACCUUCUACUCCUACCACAGAACCUUCAGUAUCCAGCGUAACUGGACAAGCUAUGACAUCAUCAGUCCGUGGAAUGGGUGUUUACGCAAGUGCCAGUGUAGCUGCCAUCAGAUCACGUAAAGAUGUGGAAAUCUGGGAGGUGUGCCACACCGCUUUGCUUAAAUUACCUCGAGGCUGGAAUAGGGAUUACAUAUCUGAAAGGAUUCGUAAGAUUGGAGGAGACACACCUUUUAAUCGUUUCAUUCUUCGUGAAGUUGACAUGAUGAUAACUUUAUUAGCUGAGAUGAGGAGUACAUUGCAGAAACUGAAGAAUCUAACUGAGAACCCAACAGAGAUGUUUGGCGAUCUGUUCUCUGACAAGUUGAUUGAUGUAGCAGAUGACAUGUUCCAUCUUCGUCUGCCUCUGAUCUGGAGGAACCUUGCUGGAGAUUCAGCUCCUCCGGCAACCUGGCAGCUGGGACAAUGGUUGACAGAUCUUGCUCAACGUUGUCUACAUCUAGAAAAGAUCAUCAUACAGGGAAGGGAAAAGUUUCCAGCAUUUUGGCUGGGUGCUUUCUUUCAGCCAAAAGGUUUGUUGGCAUUGCUGAGACAAGAUGCCAUGAGAGCUUAUGGUCAGAAUGGAGCUCAAAUGGAACCAUUUAUCUUUCAAACAGAGAUCACAGCCAGAGAUAAAGAUCACGUGCGUGAUCCGCCUCAGGAAGGCAUGUUUGUGUAUGGCAUCUACAUUUGGGGUUGUACCUGGGAAAAGACGACUGGCGAACUACAAGACCUUGCUCCUCGUCAUGGGCCUACACCUUUGCCAAUCAUUCACAUUAUCUGUAUUCCAGCUAGUGAAAAACAAAUUGUCACAGAGCCAACUCGAUAUGAAACAUUCUCAUGUCCUGUCUACCCAACACGUGUUAGCCCUCGUGAGCCAGUGUUUCUGAUGGACGUUCGUCAUGAUAGUAUACCACCAUCUAGAUGGUCACUACGUGGGUUAGCCGCUACAAUCCGUCCAUUUUAGUUAAGACACAAGAGAGGUAAACAUUCC